This is a messenger RNA of Naegleria lovaniensis, 600 nucleotides long. RefSeq lists its product as uncharacterized. The record is from RefSeq and is a predicted model, not a curated record. The coding region runs from base 1 to 600 and encodes 199 amino acids. The transcript has a single exon. NCBI's taxonomy places the organism in Eukaryota, Heterolobosea, Eutetramitea, Acrasida, Naegleriidae.
AUGCUUCAAAAUAGAGGACUGGAAGAAGAUUUCAUGAGUGAUGAAAUUGACUUUUUUGUGGACACUCUCGAAAAUACAUCAUCAACAACAAUGAACGACGAAAGUCCGAGUUGUUGUAUGGAUUUUUCAAAUGAUGGAUCUUCCAUCAAACGCAAGAGGGAUUCUAACGAGCAUGAUUAUUUAAUUGCGGAAUUAAAGAAUCAGGACGAAAAUUACAGAAAAACCAAAAAUCGAAUAUGCCCAAAUUAUUCAUCAUCGCUAAUAUCCAGAGAAGAAUCGCAACAAAAGAGACAAAUUGUUGAAAUGAUACUUUCAAAAAAGAGAUUUGAAAAUAAGAGAAAACUUCCUCCUCAACACGAAUUGUAUCACAACUUGCUUCGAGAUACUCAUUUGAUUGGAGAGCUGGAAGUACAAAAUCGAAUGAUUUGUAAAUUGGAGGUAUUACUUUUAAAGUUAGAUGAGAAAAAUAGUAGUAGUACAAUGAUAGACGGGCAACAGAUAAUGACAUUCAAACAACUUGUACAGCACAUUGCAAGCAUUACGUCAAAUAUUUCAUUGAAAGAAGUUGCUGAAAAAGUACUCUCCAAACUUGCCAAAUAA